AUGUCCAUGAGGAGCCCCGUUUCUGCCCACCUGGAGCUCGAUGGAGCAGGCAGCAUGGUGAACUGCACCAUCAAGACGGAGGAGAAGAAGGAAGGUGGCUACGAGUCCCCGCCGGGGGCUGCCCCCAGCACCGAGCCCCGUCCCAACGACCCGCCGGGGCCACCGCCGCCGCAGGUGGGUCCCGUGGCUGUGACAGACACUGGUCCUGGCUGGGGUUCCUGCCGGGCUGGCAGAGAGUCCCGCUCGCCCGACGGCGAUGCUCUGGAGCCCAGGCGCUCUGCCUUCGAGCCGGCCGUCAGCGGCCAGGAGAAGCUGGACUUCAACAAGAACUUGAAGGAGGUGAUGCCAACCAUCGAGAAGUUACUGUCCAGCGACUGGAAGGAGCGGCUGCUGGGCCGAAACGCCGCCGAGUCCAAGGAAGUGAAAGGAACCCAGGAGAGCCUGGCGGAGAAGGAGCUCCAGCUACUUGUCAUGAUCAACCAGCUGUCCACGCUGCGGGACCAGCUCCUGACGGCCCACUCGGAGCAGAAGAACAUGGCUGCGAUGCUCUUCGAGAAGCAGCAGCAGCAGAUGGAGCUGGCACGGCAGCAGCAAGAGCAGAUCGCCAAGCAGCAGCAGCAGCUCAUCCAGCAGCAGCACAAAAUCAACCUGCUGCAGCAGCAGAUCCAGCAGGUCAACAUGCCCUACGUCAUGAUUCCUGCCUUCACCCCCAGCCACCAGCCUCUCCCCGUCACUCCCGACUCUCAGUUAGCGCUGCCCAUCCAGCCCAUCCCGUGCAAACCAGUGGAUUACCCGGUGCAGCUGCUGCACAGCCCCCCUCCUCCCACGCUGAAGAGACCCACCGGCUCGGGCCACCUCCAGAUGCAGAUGAGCGGCUGCCAGUCCCUCACGCCAAGUCACGGGGCCACCAGGGACCUGCAGACCAGCCCGUCCAACCUGCCUCUGGGGUUCCUGGGCGAAGGCGACGCCAUCACCAAAGCCAUCCAGGACGCACGGCAGCUGCUGCACGGCCACAGCGGGGCCAUGGAGGGAUCGCUGAGCAACCCCUACCGCAAGGACCACGUUGGGAUUGAUUCUUCGCCGGUGAAGGAGCGGAUGGAGGAGACCCCUGUCCACCGGCUGGAUGAGACUCUGUUGAACUGUGAGAUGGAUGGCUCACGGCACUUCCCCGAGUCCAGGAACAACAACCACAUCAAGCGGCCCAUGAAUGCCUUCAUGGUGUGGGCGAAGGACGAGAGGAGGAAGAUCUUGCAGGCCUUCCCGGACAUGCACAACUCCAGCAUCAGCAAGAUCCUGGGCUCCCGGUGGAAGUCCAUGACAAACCAGGAGAAGCAACCCUACUACGAGGAGCAAGCCCGGCUGAGCCGGCAGCACCUGGAGAAAUACCCCGACUAUAAGUACAAGCCCCGACCCAAACGCACCUGCAUCGUGGAGGGGAAGCGGCUGCGCGUGGGCGAGUACAAGGCGCUGAUGAGAAACCGGCGGCAGGACGCCAGGCAGGGCUACUUGAUAGGGCCCCAAGGCAGCCAGAUGCCCCCCGCCUCCUCGGACGUGCUGUACCAGCGGCCGGUGGGCAUGCAGCUGACACCCCCCCUGAUGGAGCACUACCUGCCCCGCAGCGUGGACCCCAGCAUGCCCGUCAUUGUCAACACACGCAGCCUCAAGGAGAGCGACGGCGGCGACGACGGGCACUCGGUGGCCGACGGUGAGAUGUACCGCUACAGCGAGGAGGAGGACUCAGAGGGUGAGGACAAGAGUGAUGGCGAGCUGGUGGUGCUGACG
Molecule: messenger RNA, 1782 nt
Organism: Leptosomus discolor (cuckoo roller)
Lineage: Eukaryota; Metazoa; Chordata; Aves; Leptosomiformes; Leptosomidae
Source: RefSeq, a predicted model, not a curated record